This is a messenger RNA of Cryptosporidium ubiquitum, 1068 nucleotides long. RefSeq lists its product as uncharacterized. The record is from RefSeq and is a predicted model, not a curated record. Gene Ontology annotation, biological process: tRNA wobble position uridine thiolation. The transcript is spliced from 2 exons. Gene Ontology annotation, cellular component: mitochondrion; cytosolic tRNA wobble base thiouridylase complex. Bases 1 to 1068 code for a protein of 355 amino acids. Gene Ontology annotation, molecular function: tRNA binding. Lineage: Eukaryota; Apicomplexa; Conoidasida; Eucoccidiorida; Cryptosporidiidae.
AUGUCAAAUACCUCUGGUAGGAAUAAUGUUUUCAGGUGUAAUUAUUGCAAUGAAGGGAAAGUUGUAAUGAAAAGAUGCAGAACAGGGUAUCUAAGCUGUAAAGAAUGUUUUAUACAUAACUUUGAGGAGGAAAUACAUGAAUAUAUCACAGAAAACAGAAUGUUUAAAAGAGGUAAUAGAGUUGGGGUAUGUAUUUCAGGAGGCAAAGAUUCUAGUGUUCUAUUAAAUGUGUUGUAUGAACUUAAUAAAAAAAAAGAUUAUGGAAUAGAACUGGAAUUAAUUGCUGUAGAUGAAGGUAUUAAGGGAUAUAGGAAUGAUUCUUUAGAAGUUGUUAAGUAUCAGCAAGAAUACUAUAAUUGUCCUUUAAUCAUCCUUUCUUUUAAAGAUAUGUUCAAUACAACAAUGGAUGAGAUUCAAAGUAAAUCAAAUAGGUCAAAUUCAUGUACUUAUUGUGGUGUAUUUAGAAGAAAAGCAUUAGAUAUUGGAAGCUACAAAGUUAACGCUGAUGUUAUUUGUACAGGCCAUAGCUGUGAUGAUACAUGUGAAACAUUAUUAUUAAAUAUAUUACGUGGUGAUUUUAACAGAUUACAGAGGUGUAUAAAUCCUAUAACAAGCAAUGAAAUUACUCAAACUAAUGACCAAGUACAAAAUAAUGAUACUCAAAAUGAAACAUUCUCAAAUAUAAAACCUAGAGUUAAACCCCUAAUGCACUGUUAUGAAAAAGAAAUUGUAUUAUAUGCACAUUAUCUUAAUCUAAGAUAUUUCUCAACUGAAUGUACUUAUUCCAUUGAUGCAUAUAGAGGAGUUUCACGCGAAUUUAUACGUAAACUCCAAAGUUUUGAUUAUAAAUAUUCUUUCAAUAUGAUACUUGCAGCUCAAGAACUUAAUCUUGAACAAUCCAAUUCUAAUCCUAAUUACAUAGCAAGAAAAUGCACUAUUUGUGGUUAUAUAUCAUCGUCUACGAUUUGUAAUGGAUGCAACCUUAUUAAUGCUCUUAAACAUGAUAAUCCUAAUCUUAUUCUUAAAAAUCAAAGACAAAAAAAGAAGAUUAUAUUAGAAGAAAGUUAA